This is a messenger RNA of Hymenoscyphus albidus, 2331 nucleotides long. NCBI's taxonomy places the organism in Eukaryota, Fungi, Ascomycota, Leotiomycetes, Helotiales, Helotiaceae. The record is from the annotation of a GenBank genome assembly.
GAAGAGACAAAUGGGUCAACAUGCACUCCAGUGGCGUUCCCCUGUCGUAACACAGGAACCUGCAUAUCGAUUGCCAGAUCAACCAGCCUCACCCAGCCAUUGGAAUAUGGCCUAAUCGCUCGAUUCUGCCCAUAACGCCAGUGUUGGUGACUUCACAUUGGUCACAAUCAUCAACUUUGACCAGGUGGAAUUGUGAGUGUGAUAUUUACCCCAGGCGAUGCAUAUCUUUUCUCCUAUCAAAUUGACGUACCAAAACCGUAUGGAGGAUGGGACAGCUCGAAGCCCAGCGGGAAAGCUCACAUAAGAAACCAAGUUUUCCCAUCCAAGUUUGUUCUUGCACAACAAACCAGCCUCUGAAAUCCAUUAUCACCAGCCUCUCCCCAAGGAAAUUUCUUUCCUCACUAUCGUUAUUUAACAUCACCAUCGUUCCUGUGAUAGUUUUCCGCAUCUCUCACUCACCCCAACACUUUCGCUAAUCCCACUCGCCUACCAUUAUCCAAAAUGAUGAAGUCUUUAUUUACUGCAUUGGCUUUGGCCUCUAGUGUCCUUGCCACAUACCCAGUUUUCACCACGGUCGUUGAAACUACUUAUACCACAAUUUGUCCUGUGACGGAAACAAAGACUCAAAAAGGCUCGACGUAUUAUCAUACUUAUACAACUACAUCUACUGUUAUUACUGCCGUUCCUACGAUUAUCGAGGUUACAAAAACAGGCCCUGCAGUGACUGAGAAGACGGGGACAGUGAUUUAUACCACUUCGACGUCGUUGUGUCCAAUAACGUAAGAAUUCUAUCCUAUCCAAAGGGGUUUCAGCCUUCGCUUCGCCUACACCCGCUUCACUUUGGUUUGUGCAAGAUAGCUUGGAAAGUGGGUUUUCAUUCGAAGAGAUAUAGGAAAUUGGAAGAUUGAUAUUCUAGGUCUCCUAAAUCAUACCGGAUAAUGUUUCUCUAUUAUUCCAACUUCUUUCACACACUUCGGAGAAGCCGGGAUGUACACAGAGAAAGGAGCAGGUCUUUUCCUUGAAGAGCAAUGCUAACUUGUUUUUUAGUGAGACCAAAGUUGCUGGCGGCUCUACAGUUACUCAAGUCUGGACUAGCACAAGCAUAAUUGUAACCGAAGUCCCAACCAUUAUCAAGGAAACGUAAGUUUUGAGAUACUUCGGGUUGGAUAACCAACUAACCAACUUAGUGCUACUGCUCCACCAGUGACGAAGACAAUUGAGACUUUUGUGUAUCAAACCUCGACUUCCUUAUGCCCAGUAACAGGUAAGAAAUGGCGCAGGAGAAAGACAGGAAACUCUCACGCUAACCUGUUGGCAGAAGUACAAACGAUCUCUGGAAAGCCAGUGACUAUAAUUUCGACUCUUACCAGUCUCCUCUCGGUCCUGAUUCCAACCACAAUUGUCCAAUAUACCACCCAGCUCAACACGGCCUACGAAACGACGAAAGUCUAUCAGACUGUUAGCGAGUUGGCUACAUACUAUACUACAGUCAGCGCUGGUUCAACAAUCACCAUUCGUAAGUCAAUUCUCUUUCUUCUCCUCGAGCAAGGAAUCUUGAAUGAGUUCUCUAGCAAGAAGCUAACCAUUUCCUAGCCACCACACAGUACGAAACGUACCACGUCACGCAAGCAUACACAGUAACCUCCACCUCGGAACCCCCCACAACCAAAGCAACGAUCAGCAUCCCGAUAACACUCGCCACCUCCGUCCCCGUAACCGAAAUAAUCACCGUGCCAUCCGAAAAAACAGCUACAUCUUCAGGAUCUACAUACUACACCGAAAUUCCCGUAUCAACCCAAUCCACCUUCACGGCACCAGCACCAAUCACCACCCUUCCCCCCGUGAUCAUUUCCUCCAUCCUAUCUCCUCCAGCACCUUUGACCGUCACUCAAAGUGCCAGUACAUUCACCCCACCCCCUGUAUCCUCGACUUUUAUCCCCAUUCCGAGUUUCACGACCGCUACCCCCUCGACGCCGAGUUAUGCGCCGCCGCAGGUGAGCUCCAACGCAGCGGUUACGACGAAUAAUCCGAUUGCGUUUGCCAUUGCCGGGGCGGUUGCGAUCGUUGUGUUCGGUUAAUGGUGGGUUAGUUGCCGAAGUCUGCAUGUUAUGUGAGCCCAUGAUGGCAUGAUGUUUUUUGUCUUAGGCGAGAUGUAUAUGAUGUUAUGACCAACACUCCUUUUUGGCGACUCUUUUGCAUACUUGGGGCGUGGAUACAUGUCAUGUGGCUUUCUUGGAUUGGAAGAGACCCGAGGGCGUUUUCUUUUCCCUCAUACCUUUUUUAAUCAAGUAAUUAUUAAUGUUUGGUGAGAGACGAGAGGUGGGAAAUUAA